Messenger RNA from Epinephelus fuscoguttatus (brown-marbled grouper), 1936 nucleotides. RefSeq names its product ankyrin repeat domain 46b (gene ankrd46b). Gene Ontology annotation, molecular function: protein binding. The transcript has 4 exons. The coding region runs from base 149 to 835 and encodes 228 amino acids. The record is from RefSeq and is a predicted model, not a curated record. NCBI's taxonomy places the organism in Eukaryota, Metazoa, Chordata, Actinopteri, Perciformes, Serranidae.
CAACGCUGUCAGCACUACAACAGAAGAACCCUAGCAUCACAACAACACAGCUACCAACGCUAGCUCGUAGGAAAGCGAACUGUAUUUUUUUCUGCUAAUUUGGAACAUAUUAACAGGUACGCUGGAAUUUUCUGAUACCCACUCGGACAUGUCCUAUGUCUUCAUCAACGACUCGUCGCAGACCAACGUGCCUCUGCUGCAGGCCUGCAUCGAUGGAGACCUGCCGUUCGCCAAGAGGCUCCUGGAGACCGGAUGCGACCCCAACAUCCGUGACAACCGGGGCCGCACUGGCCUGCACCUAGCCGCCGCCCGGGGGAAUGUGGACAUAUGCCGUCUCCUACAUAAGUUUGGGGCCGAUCUGUUGGCAACUGAUUAUCAAGGAAACACGGCGCUGCAUCUGUGCGGUCAUGUGGAUACAAUACAGUUCCUGGUUUCCAACGGGCUGAAGAUAGAUAUCUGUAACCACAACGGCUCCACCCCACUGGUGCUGGCGAAGAGACGCGGCGUCAACAAGGACGCCAUUCGUCUGCUGGAGGGACUGGAAGAGCAGGAGGUGAAGGGCUUCAACAGAGGACCCCACUCCAAGCUGGAGACCAUGCAGAUGGCCGAUAGUGAGAGUGCGAUGGAGAGCCACUCCUUACUCAACCCCAACCUGCAGAGCAGCGAGGGCGUCCUGUCCAGCUUCAGGACCACCUGGCAGGAGUUUGUGGAGGAUCUGGGCUUCUGGAGGGUGCUGCUGCUGCUGGUGGUCAUCGCCCUGCUCUCCCUGGGCAUCGCCUACUACGUCAGCGGGGUGCUGCCGUUCUCCACCAGCCAGCUGGAGCUAGUGCACUGAGGGAGGUGUGGGAUGAGGUGAGGUAAAGAAGAAGCAUGAGGUAGAGAGGUAGCAAAAUAAACAAGUGAAGUUCUGUUUUCGGCUGUGUUCAUACCAGAACAGAAAUCCAGAUUUUUGUUUAUUCUCAGCCCAGAUCUAGUGUUUUUCUCCGUUAUAUAAACAGAGAAACAUCAUCAUGUAUUGUUAGUAUAAAAAAGUAUUUCUAAAAAGCAGUGAUUCAAAGAACAAAACUCACUCGAUUGAAAACUUGAACAAACUUGCAAGCUUGUGUGUGGUGAUUAACAGAAGGGCCCAGGAAGUGUGUCACGUGUCGGUCCUGUUUAAUUAUUGUGUAACAUAUCCCCUUUAAAAUGAGUUCACAGUUAAAGCUGCUUUUGAAAAAGUGUGAGAGUGAGACAACAUGAUGCUCUUGUUUUGUUUUAACGCAGUUAUACAAAGACAUUUCCUCGUAUAACGCCUCUUCAUUUCAUUCAUACUGUAUGUUCUGUUACAAGCUGUAUAUUGCCAAUGUUUUGUACCUUUUAUUUUCGUAUUUGUUUGAUCUUUCAGUUGUGUUAUUUAUCAAAUAUCUGAAUCUGCAUUAAUUUUCCUGCAUACUGUACGUUUUGUUAAUACACUGCACCCUUGCUGUCUGUACCCUUCCGUUUUUUGAACCGUCAUUGAAUCAGUAUCCACUCCGACUGGACGCAGUUAAGUUGUGAUGACUGAAAGUUGAUCCUCAUGUCAUGUCGUCUGCUCAUGUACAGAUUAGAGAAGCACCUUGACUGUGUGCCUUUGUGAGAGAAAGCUUCACGUUUCACGACCGCUCAUUCAGACAUUCCUGCCAAAAGCAUGUGGCUUUAUUGCAUUAAAUCUACCCUGUUGUUGUAAACACCAUAUAUAGGCACAACGCUCAUAAACUGUAGGAUUUUGGCGGCAGAUUAACAGUCAUUACUUUUGUUUCUUUUUUUGUUGUAUAUUCAUUUUAUCUUAAUGUCCUUGUAAACCAAGUUGAUUUUAUUUGUUGUAGGUUUUCCACCUGUUGAUUUUCUAUGUACAAGUAAAUCCUAAUUUAAUGUGGAAAGAGAAUAAAAUCAUGUGUAUGUAUGAUUCUAAUCAACA